This is a messenger RNA of Cydia pomonella (codling moth), 4700 nucleotides long. It is a transcript of the gene Naa60, whose product is annotated as N-alpha-acetyltransferase 60. Gene Ontology annotation, biological process: N-terminal peptidyl-methionine acetylation. Gene Ontology annotation, cellular component: Golgi membrane. The transcript is spliced from 6 exons. Lineage: Eukaryota; Metazoa; Arthropoda; Insecta; Lepidoptera; Tortricidae. The record is from RefSeq and is a predicted model, not a curated record. The coding region runs from base 285 to 1043 and encodes 252 amino acids. Gene Ontology annotation, molecular function: protein-N-terminal amino-acid acetyltransferase activity; histone acetyltransferase activity.
UAAAUUUGAUAUUGCGGGCGUUGCUACUUUAUCUGUGCUGUUUUCAUGAGUUGCCAUAAUAAGAAUUCUUCUUUUUAAAUCUAAUAACAUUGAAGUGCUGUCAAUCUUGCUGUCAAGCAAAUCUGUCAAGUGAAUAGUCUGACAGUUUGACUGUCAAAAAUAAAGAUUCAAUCCUAGUGAUGAUUCGUUUUUCAUUGAAGCUGAUGGGAUAAAUAUUAUCCUGGAAUGAUAACAAGUCGCCAAAGAUAAGUUCUGUAAUAAAGUAUUAAUGGCCAAACUACCGAAUGGCUGGCUUCAGCUGGUACCUUUCUGAAGGCUUCCAAGUUAUAAUCGAGAAGUCAAAGGAAGCAAAAUGCUCUUUACAAGAUGUACAGUUGCGUUUCUUGUGCCCUGAUGAUCUAGAAGAAGUGAGAAGUUUGUGCCGAGAAUGGUUCCCCAUAGAGUACCCUCAGUCAUGGUACGAAGACAUCACUUCAUCAGAGAGAUUCUUUGCUCUGGCAGCAAUAUACAAAUCACAGAUCAUUGGUCUCAUCGUGGCAGAAAUUAAGCCAUAUUUGAAGCUUAAUGCUGAAGACAGAGGAAUAUUAUCUAGAUGGUUUGCCUCUAAGGACACACUUGUUGCAUAUAUAUUAUCAUUAGGGGUGGUCCGCUCGUACCGGCGCUCUGGCGUGGCCACUCUUCUGCUGGAUGUUUUGCUGAGCCACCUAGCGGGCACUGCACCACAACCGCCACACGACCACCGCGUUAAGGCCAUCUUCUUGCACGUGCUCACCACCAACACUGAGGCUAUACACUUCUAUGAACAAAAAAGAUUCCGUCUGCACUCGUUCCUUCCCUACUACUACUCGAUCCAGGGCCGCAACAAGGACGGCUUCACGUACGUGUACUACGUGAACGGCGGGCACGCGCCGUGGGGCAUCUACGACUACGUGAAGUACGUGGCGCGCGCGGCGUGGCGCGGCGGCGGCCUGUACCCCUGGCUGUGGGGCAAGCUGCAGGCCGCGCUCACUAUCGCGUGGCACAGGAAUGCCUACAGAUUUUAGUGGCGCGUCGCGUUCCCCGCAACCCUGUGCUAGUUUUAGUUUGAGGACGAAAAGUUGUAUAAUUAAUAUUUAAAAUUAUUUAUGAAUGUAUUAUUAUUUUAUAUAAUUUGACAUAUAUUUACAUCCUGUUUGCAUAGAAAUCCACAAAGAAAUAUGUGAUAAAUUUUAGUUUAUACACUGAGAUAGGAGUUCAUUAUUUUCUUGUAUUUGUCAGAUAUUUGGCAUGCGUUUGUGUGAUUAUCUACAGUCGUAUUGACCAAGAAAUGUAAGAGACAAGACGAAGAAGGCAUUGGAAUAUUGCUGAAAUGUAAAGUUGUAUGUGUGCCAUGGAUUACUGCCAAGACAUUUAAAGUAAGGUGCCUGUGUGUUCAGCGUAGGAAUUGUGAAUAAACAUUAAGAGAUAAUCAAUUACAAUCGAGAACUACAUUAGUACGGUCUAUUAAGGGUAUUCAGCAAUAAAAUAUACUCAUUUUUACUAUUUACCUAACACGAUGAGAUAACUUUAAUGAUUUUAUUUUGCGUAUGAAACUAUAAGUAAUAAUAAUAAUAUUUUGUUAACCUUUGUAUCCCGCUGAAAAUGAACAACACCAAUUCUUAAGGUAGUAAAUAAUAAAUAAUAUGUAAAAAGUUAAUUAUUGUACCGAAACCGCACUUUUACAAAAAAAUAUACAUCCCUUUAUGUUGUGAUUACCAACUUGUGUAUAGUAUUACGAUACAAGUGCGAAAAAUAGGAAAUUCGCAACGAUGGCGAUAAAUUCAAAUACGUCCGAAAGGAGUGUUUUAAAUCGACACAUUUUACAGUACAUAUUGCCAUUUAAAUUUUCGACAUAUUACGUAAUGUGCUAAUUAUCGCACUAGUGCGGUAAAGUAGCACCAUAUGUGCUGUAAAUAUUAUUAAAACGCCAUGUUCACCAUACAGCGGCAAACUCCUUGACAUACGAAUCAUAUACAAUGCAUUCUUUGUGACGAAACAAAGUAGGUACAUUAAUAAGUAAUUAGUUUAAGUUUAUUCUUUGCAUUCAUAUUAAAAAUAUAUAAAACUAAUUUAAACAAGUUUACUAAAUUAAGUGGACAAGUUUUAUUACAAGUUUUAACUACUUAAAGUAUGAUUUUCGACUGUUUCGUUUUAUGAUUCUGUGCUAAAAAACUAUGGAAGCACCAUAUUAGGCACUAAUAAUUAUUUGUGCACUUUCCCAGGGUAGGUUUAUUAUUGUUACUCAUUGUAAACCAAAGUAUUUUAAUUUACAUGAUUUUGUUACUAGCUGUCGAUGUUUUUUCUAAUUAUUAUUGAUUAAAUUAUUGUUAAGUGUUUAUUAUGGAAACAAGUAUUAUUUGGACCACUACUCAUUAAAUUUUAGUUUGUAUUGAUUAGGACGAUUUUGUAUGUAUUCAUAAAAUUAUAUUUAUUACAUUAUGUAGUACGAGACCAAUGAAAAGAGUUGAAAACGAUUUUUUAUAUCUAACAACCUUUACAAGCAUUAGAAUUAGACUCUAGUGAAUAAAGAAGACUAACAGCUCCCAUACAGAGCCGUGAGAAUCGUCAAUGUUGUAGGGGACAUUCAAUAUUAUUUUUACAUUUUAGUUAUUUGCGUGACAUGGGGCUGCCACCCAAAAUGAGUCUUGUCCUCCGGCAGUGCACGCCAGCCGUCUCGAUUCUGCACAAUCUCCCGCCAGCUAAUCGGCUUCUAACUUUCUAAAAUAGUACAUUGUGCAACGAGGGGGGGUAAGUGAAAGUUUGGAAGCGAGGGUAGUAAUUCCCGACAGCCGCAGGCUCGAGAGAAUUAAAGACCCGAGAUUGCAAUAUUCUUACCCCCGGAGUUACACACAAUGUUAUUCAUCACACUUGCGAAGAAAAAACUAAAUUUUAAGCGGAAUUAUAUUAAAUACGGUGACAUCCCAAACAUUCGUCCGCCAUAUUGUCAUUUGUUGACAGGUUAGGCAUCAAAGGCACAGACCUAUUCCGCAUUCAGCCACGAUUGAAAAUUAUGUAAUAGUACAUUAUUGCAGAGGUCGGGAAAGGGCAAUUCGUGGAUGAGCUUCGCGUCGUCCGACAAAGAAGACGAAUCCACGAAUUGCUGUUCCUGCCGAGGCCUAUAUAUAGUGCUUUUCUCCAAACAUGCGAGGAAAUAAAAUAAUCAUAAUUUAAGUAUCAACCAGCACUCAAAUCGAACCUUCACAUCAAAAACGUCAAAAUCAAUUUCCCUCUUUAAUUAUUUUUUAAAAGUUAAAGGCACAACUAUUCUGCCAUUCAGAAUACCAUUCAAUAUUCGCUCAUUCAAUAUAAUUGUGCAAUAUAAGCUGUAUUUGCACGCAUGAGAUUCUUUAAAAAAUAUAAAAGUUAUAUAGUCUUUGAUUUUAUUAAGCAGUAUUCACACGAUCAUACACGUCGGUCUUACACGACUCUAUCCUAUAGCUUGAAAUGAUGCUGACCGGGUCGUGUAGACGCGGCCCGCAGCUAUAUUAAUUGGCUGUUCGCGUUUUUCUUAGUGGAUAAUGUUUUUAACAAGUAAAAAACAAUAUAGUAAUAACUUUCCCGUCCGCUAAAACACGACAACAAUGGAUUGAAUUUUUUUAAUUUGUGUUUGACCAUAACGAAGAACUUCCCGUACUAUUUUUGCUACAAUAAGGUGAACAUUUCCGAGCAUAUUAUGGAGAAAAAUAGUUUAUCUAUUACUUACAGAGUUCCCAACUUUCUGAUCUAUUACUGAUUCUAAAAUGGUGUAACACACGCUUUUUGCAAACAAAGAUAUGGCCUAGAUGGUCAAUAAAGUUAAGUAAGGUGCUAACUAUUAAGUAAGACAGAAAAGUUGGAUUAUCUCGAAAACCACGACACUUUUCUGGACCAGGUGCCCGUCGGUAAUUCUGUCUGUUCAUUAAUUACUCGGCACCCUGUAUACUUUGUCGUUUCAACUCGGCUCAUUGGCUUUUACACAUUAUGAUACUACGUUCGACGUGGUUUUGACAUUUCUAAAAAAUGUUGCGAAUUUCGGAGAGUGGCAAAACUAGAUGCGAAUCUUGUACGUUCUCUCCUGCUUCGUUAUUAACGCAUUUGUUGCAGGUAUUUUUUUUUCGAACUUUUGCCAUGUCUCGGACUCCGCUCAGUGCCUCAAACGCAUAUAAGCGUUCAUACAAGGUGUAACAAAAAUAGUGGGGACCCGUUUUAAGGCUUAUUUGUUAUCGUAUUCUGAUUAGGAAAAAGUAGAAGAAAAAAAUAUUUACGUGUUUUUUUUUUUUUAUUAAGGGGCAACUCGUUCCAAGUCGGCUAACCCUCCAUACAAAGUCCAACAUUUUUUUUUCGUCAAAAACUUUUGGCCCCUGUUGUGCCCUGUAUCCCCGCUACUAUUGUUACACCCUGUAAAAACAUUAAGUAGAUAUAGAACUCAUAGACCCAGUAGCGUGCAUAGGCACUGGGCGAAGUUCUUAAAAUGGAUGAAUUUGUUUAUGCGUUCAAUUCGCGUUAUUUGUAUGUAAUCGUUAAAUUAUGUUAAUGUAAAGUCAAACAAAUGGCGAGGCUUGUAAUUUCUUGUUUUCACCCUGACACUACUUCACAGUCACACAUAAUUGACAUAAUGUUAUACUUAAUAAAUUUUAUGAUUGUAACUAUUUGUACCCUAUGGAGAACAUAGAUUCCAAAUAAAUAUCAUUGUUGACUACAAA